AUGGAAGUGGUUCCGGAGCCUUCAGGUGAGCCGGCACCAGCUCAUGGACCCAAGCUGCUGUUGCGAACUGCAGCUGAGGCUUGCCUGCCUGCCUUGCGGGCUCAAGUAGAUGCACAAGAACUACUCCCGCAGCAAGCACUUGGGUCCGUAUCGUUUUGUUGUGAGGUGGUGAACCGCGUUCUGGCCAAUCUGGAAGAUGCGACCGCUUUUGCCAAGUUUCGAAAACUCAAGGUGGCCGCGCUGCGAAAAAAACUGCCUCGCAGGCCUGAUCUCGCAGAAGGGAUUCUUCUCAAGGCCGGCUUCCACGAAGCCGACGACUACUUGGAGUGGGGCCCUGAAAGCCCGGAGGCUCUUGCAGCUUCCCUUGCCGUGCUGUCCCUGGCUGCCAGACUUCAGGACGCUGCGCAGACGACAGCCGGACUGAGAACAUUAUCUCAGACGCUGGACAGCAACAUCAGCUAUGCAGAGGUCUGCAUGCUGAGCCAUGGCUGCCGCCUGCUUGAAGGUCCUUCUGAGGCCGUCCGUGUGGCGGGUUACAUCGCGCCCGGAGCCUCGACUCACACGCCGCCAAGCACCGCAGGCAGCGUGGAAGGCGCAUUGGUGCGGCGAAGCUGGCUCAGUGGCCACUUGCCGGGCCUGCCGUCUGCGCUGGAGGCGCACCCCUCGCUCUUUAAUCCCGGUGUUCGCGAGAAGGCCUUGAAGCGUUCCCUCUCGCGAGCGCUUGGCGAGGCGCGAAACCAAGUGAGCCACAGCCGUCUCGCAGCGGCAGCACCACUUUCGGAGGUUGCCCAAGUGGCGGCUGGCUCAGCGCUGGUGUUCCUUCGGAGGCCCGACUCCCUCUUCCUGGAAGUCCCAGUCCAGGAGGAAGCGCUUGAACCUGACAUGGAACCACCGGCAGCCAAUCCAAGCGACGAGCAGGGCGACAUCUUCGCUGCGCUACCGGCGGCGACAGCCCUGGCCCCGCCACUGGAAGGCGGCACUGCUGGCAACGCCGUCAAGGACGUGCUCCUCCGCUGUCUGCCGGCCUUCCGUCUGGGUGUGACUGCCGAGACCCUGAGCCACAUCCUUCGGCUUUCGGAGGCACCGGCUUUUUUCACGAUGAGCCACAAAGAAAAAGCCUUCGAGGUUUCCGUUCAGUCCAUUGCGGACACGAUUGUUGCAGAAUGGCUCAAGCAGCCUGACAGCCCCUUGCUGCGCGCAUCGUGCAUAGGCUUGGGAUGCGCUAUGGACAUCGAUCACGAUGACAAGGGCAUCGUCAUCGCGAUUAUUGUCGUCUGA
Symbiodinium sp. CCMP2592 is the source of this 1278-nucleotide messenger RNA. The record is from the annotation of a GenBank genome assembly. Lineage: Eukaryota; Dinophyceae; Suessiales; Symbiodiniaceae.